GUCAAUCUCAGCGUUAGUACAAAUCUUAGCUCAAGAGUCAUGAAACAAUGCCAGUACAAAGGUUAGCUAGGAGCAGUUCGUUUUGCCUACUAGGAAACAAAUAUGAAAUUAUUGCCCUAGACAUGGUAGUAGAGUACUCCUACUAAGAGCAGUCUCAACCCAAGAGUUUUUAUAGGCUCCACAUCAUCUAGAAACUACUGUUAGACACUAACUCUCCAAUGCAAAUCAAUAUUAUUUAACUGACUUUAAUACUCAUCUUCGUGUUGAAACCAAGUCUUAUGCAAGAUCCAGUUUCUUAAUCUUUCUUCAUUUAAUUGCUUGCUAUAUCAUUGCUUGCCAUAUCAUCUUUUAAUAUCUAUGCAACAGCUGAAUUAAUGCUAUAAAAACUGGAUGACGUGUAGGGUUGGGACUGUGCUCUAAACCACCUAACCUACCAGAUCUCUUGGAUCUUGAUAUGCAUAGCCCUAAACACAUGCGUGAUGCUGCAAGACAAACAGCCUCUAAAGGCUGUCACCAAAGCAUGCAGAUGCAGAUGCAGUCUCUAUCACGAACUAAUGCAUUGCAAGUGCACUGUGAUUUGCCCCACCACCGCCAGGCCCCCCAUGCAUGUGCACCUAUGCAUCUCCACCUACACUGCGUUCUUGCAACCAAUAACCAUAUACAUACACACACACUAAUAACUAUAUACAUACAUCUCCAACACAGCUAGCAAAGGCAGCAGUCGAGCACUCCACCAUCCAGCUUCGCAUCCCGCAAGUUCCCAGUCAGCCGAGCAGCCAGCGGCGGUGCCAAGAAGGCCGAGCUGCGAGCUCCACUCCCCACACCUCAGAAGAAAAAGGUGAUGGCGCAACUGCCGCCGCGGGCGCCGAGCGCCGCGCCGCAGGACCACUGGCCGCCGGCGGCGGGGGAGUUCCUGGGCUUCGCCGCGGCCAGGCGCGGCGCGCACCGCCGCUCCGCGAGCGACUCGGCCGCGUUCCUCGAGGCCGUGCCCAUUGACGACGACGUCGUCAUUGGCGGCGGCGGCGGCGGCGGCGACGACUUCGACCGCCUCGACCACGACCAGCUCCUGUCCAUGUUCUCCGACGUCGACGUCUCCGUCUCCGUCUCCGUCUCCGGCAGCGCCGGGGAGAGGGCGCAGCUCAUGGACGCGGGGGGUGCGGGUGCGGACGACGGGGUGGCGGACUCGUCGCCGGCUGCCGCGGACGGCGUCGCUGAGCCCAAAAGGGUCAAGAGGAUAUUGGCAAACAGGCAGUCGGCUCAGAGGUCACGAGUGAGGAAGCUGCAGUACAUCUCGGAGCUUGAACGGAGCGUCACCAGUCUCCAGAUGGAGGUGUCGGCGCUGUCCCCUCGCGUGGCCUUCCUCGACCACCACCGCUCACUGCUCACCGUCGGCAACAGCCAUCUCAAGCAAAGAAUCGCGGCGCUCGCCCAGGACAAGAUCUUCAAAGACGCUCACCAAGAGGCGCUGGAGAAGGAGAUCCAGCGGCUGCGCCAAGUGUACCAGCAGCAGCAGGUCAAGGUGGCCACCACCGGCGGCGCCGACAUCGCCACCGCCGCCUCGCCGUCGAUGCAGGCCAGGCAAGAGCUGCUCGCGUGCGAGGGCGCUGCUAUUCGAUAGCGGAGGCGGCGGCGGCGGCGGCGGCGUUCACGCCCCUGUUACUGUUAGUAGCUUAAUUAACUUUUGUGCAGUCUGAUCAAUACGUGUUGGCUUGUUUGUUUGCUGCUUCUUAAUUUAAUUCGUAUGUGAUGUAUUCUGCUCACCCUAGCAAAAAAAAAAAAAAAAAUGCAUCGAUGCCAAGUUGUGAAUGAAUUGUACUAUUCAGUUAUUUGGACCGGCUUAGUCGGAAUAUAGUGAGACGGAGUUUGUUGGUGUGAGUUAUCCGUUCUUAAUUUAUUGUUGUUUAGAUUGAUUUUAUUUAAAACAGAGUGACUCUAAAAAGAAAACUUAUGUUCAAAUUUAA
Molecule: messenger RNA, 1961 nt
Organism: Zea mays
Lineage: Eukaryota; Viridiplantae; Streptophyta; Magnoliopsida; Poales; Poaceae
Product: basic leucine zipper 19
Exons: 4
Coding region: 842-1618 (258 amino acids)
Biological process (GO): positive regulation of DNA-templated transcription
Cellular component (GO): nucleus
Molecular function (GO): DNA-binding transcription factor activity; DNA binding
Source: RefSeq, a predicted model, not a curated record